Protopolystoma xenopodis is the source of this 609-nucleotide messenger RNA. Lineage: Eukaryota; Metazoa; Platyhelminthes; Monogenea; Polystomatidea; Polystomatidae. The record is from the annotation of a GenBank genome assembly.
AUGCCUCCUCGAGCCCGCCCUAGGACCUCCCACUCGCCACUCCUUCUGCCGGGCCACAGACCUGCAAACAUGCCGUCGAAAGACGUUAACCCUCGUCCCGAAACUCACACUCACUCAGCUCCCAACUCCCAACCUGCAACUACACCCAAAUCCCCCUCCACUGGCAGGCCCGUGAAUGGUUGUCUCAUCGCCGAGAAUUGGCCACGGGGAGGAGACGAGCAUGUGGACACGGGUGAAGCUGAAUGUGGCCGGGUGAUCCCAUUCCCCUCGUCUUCUCCCCGACCCUCUGUCAGGGUCUGGGACUCCUUCGUUAAGACAAAUCGGCGGCGAGUCAGCCCUUCAAGGAGAUCUCAUGACCAGAUAGCCUCUCGCGAGGUGACCUUUGGGGUGAACUUUCCAUUCGUCCAGCAUACAGCUUCGCAGCCAAGGCACAUGCCAACGCCCCACCCGAGGCGACGAUCGCCCCAUUCGGCUCUGUUGGGCAAACUUUUCCGGCUCCAAAUGCCCCAACUGCACCAAAACACCAACUGCUUUCUCCAUCGUCUCGUCGGCUGGGCAAUUCACAGUGUUGUCUUCCUACCAGUUAUGCUCAGAGGGGGAUCAGAGUGA